This is a messenger RNA of Ectocarpus sp. CCAP 1310/34, 519 nucleotides long. NCBI's taxonomy places the organism in Eukaryota, Phaeophyceae, Ectocarpales, Ectocarpaceae. The record is from the annotation of a GenBank genome assembly.
AUGAAACAUACCCCUUCGCCGCUCUUCUGAACUGGCAUCCUCGCUGUUGUAGUUACGCAAGUUCUGCGUUGCCUCGCCGCUACCCCAGCCACUUGUGUGUGGGGAAGGAUCGGGCAGUGACAGGCACCGCCCGCGUCUGGCAGCAGCAGGAAGGAAAUUGAAGACGCACCAACACAAAAUCGUUCCUCUCGACGCCAAGGCUGCACACACAGCCGUACCCGGUAUUCGAUGAGCGACCCUUCGCCUGCUGCUGUGACGGACAGCAGCAUGGAGGCCGCUGCCGAUGCCCCUGGUGUCACCGCUGCUGCUGCUGUAGCGGCGGCACCGGCGCCCGCGCCGGAGGUUGUUGCCGUUCCGGCUACUCCCGUCAAGGCCGGCGCUCCUGACAUCGAGAAACAGAUCGUGAACGCGGGCCCUAAGGCGGACAAACCCGAUGACUCCAAGACCAAGCCCGAGCCCAAGCCACAGGCCACGAACCACUGCUGUGUAGCCCUCAAGGACGAUGUUGUAAAUGAUUAA